Messenger RNA from Carya illinoinensis, 2242 nucleotides. RefSeq lists its product as uncharacterized. Gene Ontology annotation, molecular function: protein binding. The record is from RefSeq and is a predicted model, not a curated record. Lineage: Eukaryota; Viridiplantae; Streptophyta; Magnoliopsida; Fagales; Juglandaceae. Bases 611 to 2230 code for a protein of 539 amino acids. The transcript has 8 exons.
UCUUCAUGCAUGAUAACUUAAAUCGCGAUGGUAUGUGAUCCAUGACCAUCUUUGUUAAUUGAUCCUUCACCGGCGAGGCGAUCACUACUGUACUGUGGAUAUAGAGGCAGCAGUUUAAUUUGGAAGAAGACCUGUCCAUCCAUCCCUCUAGCUGAUAGGGAACAAGACAUACCAAACAGGACUGGAGCUACUCAAAAAUUUGAGGAAGGAAACACUUUACAGAGCUCAGAUUGUGGACAAGCUUUGCCAAACCGGAGUGGAGCUAAUCAGAUAUUUGAGGAAGGAAACACUUUAAACAAUUACUCAGAUAUGGAACAAGACAUACCAAACAGGACUGGAGCUACUCAAACAUUUGAGGAAGGAAACUCUUCAAAAGACUCAGGAGAUUAAAACACUGGCAGGGAGGUGGCCAAACGAUCGUGAUUAUGCGGAAUUAGUCGAGGCUGUUCGAAGUGAUGAUUGGAAAACUGCAAUAGAUUUCCUCGAGCGACACCCAGAUGCAUUGACAGCAACAAUAUUUUUAAACGGUAGGACGGUUCUUCACGCUGCCGUUAGAUCUGAACUGUCGAAAUUAGACGACAUAGCAUCAAUAGUGCAGACGUUGGUGGAUAUGAUUUCGAAACGAAAGUUGCCAUUAACAAUUCAAACUGAUGCGGGCUUUACAGUUCUACAUGACGCAAUUAUUAGUGGGAAUGAACGAAUCGUAGAUUGCCUGAUUAGAAAUAACGAGGAGUUAGUGAGCAUUAGAAAUAAUGGGGUAGACCUUCCAGUUGUUGUGGCCAUGCGAUUUGGGCAUAAAAAAUUGGCUCGCGAUCUCUUUUCUCGCACUCCGGACAGACUUCUGCUGGAAGAACAAGGCCGCCAGGGUUGUCUACUUCUUACUCGCGCUAUCAAUAACAGAGACACAGAUAUGGCUUUGGAUUUAAUGAAGAAGUGUCCUAGUUUGGCUCUUGCCAUGGACCCAAAUGAUUUUGCUUCUCCUUUGAUCGCAUUGGCUGGUCUGACUGACGUAUUCGAAAGUGGAAAUCGGCUCGUGUUUUGGAAACGUUGGAUCUACAAUCAUUGUAUACACAUUUCAUGUGCUAGUGCUCCCGAACAAGUCUGUUUGAACAUUCAAAAUGGUCAUGAAGAAGAAACUAUCAGAUCAGUGAGAGCUCGAUUGCGCCAACUCUUGAACCUGUUGGGAUUCAAGCGUUUAUAUGAAAUGAAGAUGGUACAUGCCCAAUUCCAACAACUUCUACAUCAAAUGUGUAAAGUGAUUGCAACUAGUACUACAAGAGUACCAGAUCCUGAUUUAUUCAGGAGGAGUUCUACGACAGCAAUGUUCCGUGCUGUCAGUGCAGGGAACUUUGAGUUUGUUUAUUGUAUGGGCAAAGCAAAUUCAGAAUUGUUAGAGUUUGCUUAUGGUAAAAGAAGGAGCAUAUUCCACUCCGCUGUCGAAUAUCGCCAACCAAGGAUCUUUAGCCUAUUAUACAGCUUAAAAAAGAGGGAUGCUGCACUGAAUUUGGUAGAUGUGUCCAAGAAUACCAUAUUACACAUGGCGGGAAAGCUAUCAAGAGAGACUCCGAUUCAACACAUAACAGGUGCAGCUUUGCAAAUGCAAAAAGAAAUGCAAUGGUUUAAGGAGGUGGAAAGCAUUUGCCCUCCAUUUUGUAAGGAACAUUUAAAUACACAUGGUUUGAAUCCCAGACAGUUGUUUACGAAUAAACACCAAGAAUUGAGGAAAGAGGGAGAGCGAUGGAUGAAGGACACAGCAACUUCUUGUACUGUGGUGGGUGCUCUCAUUAUUACCAUCAUGUUUGCAGCAGCAUUUACUAUUCCUGGAGGUAACAACCAAAAUACAGGCUUCCCAAUGCUCGCGCAUGAAAACCUAUUUAAACUCUUCAUAAUAGUUGAUUCACUAUCGCUAUUUUCUUCCACGAUUUCAGUAUUGAUGUUUUUGGGAAUCCUCACAUCACGUUAUGAAGAAGACUUUCUUAUAUCCUUGCCAAGAAAGAUGAUUAUAGGCCUUUUCACUCUCUUCUUCUCUAUUGUAACCAUGAUGAUUGCCUUUUCUACCGCUCUUUUACUUAUGUUUCAUGGACAACACAGGAUCGUCGUUCCUAUCAUUGGUUUGGCUAGUGUUCCCAUUAUUCUAUUUGUAUUGAUACAAUUUCACCUUCUUGUUGACAUGCUUAUUUCAACCUAUGGACAAGGCAUCAUUGAUAAGAAAAUAAAGCCUUGGUUUUAACUUUUUACCUUA